UACACCUUUUCUUAAUUUCUUGGAAGAAGAAUAACUAAACAUGGCUUCCAACAACAUUGUUGUUUUACAACAUGACGAUAUAUUUAAAACAUUACAAAACCACAUUCAGCUUGUAUCUGCCCAAAUAAACGAAGGUACUUGCACACGAGAAGAUUCUGUUGAUUUUAAUAAAGACACUUACUGGAAUAAUGUUGCUGCCGUUUUUAAAGUUUUAUCAAUGGAAACAACAAAAAUAUCUCUGGCUUUUUCUAAAAAACCUUUUCCAUCUAACAAGAACACAGAGGCUUUGGUUCACGAGCUAGAAAAAACUAUGCUAGCGUUGGUGUCAAUCUACUAUACAUUGCCUCUGACUCAAGGUGUGACUCUGCGUUGUCAUUUCAAACAAGCUGUACUUCAUGUUCUAGAUCAUUUAGAAAAAUUUGUUGCCACUUUGUCUGACUGCUUUCAUUCCAAAGAGGGAGAUGAAAGAAUCCAGUGGACAGGGGGUGUCUGGGAAGCAGCCAGUUUAGAACUUAUCAGAGAUAAUAAAGAGUGUGUUGCCAAUAAGUUGCGAGAGAGAUACGAACUUGUUGAUGAUGCCCUGGAAGAGUUAGAAGAGGCUUGUAGUGAUGAAGGAGUGGAGGUUGAUACUGAAACAGACUUGACACCAGCAGAACCUUGGUCAGAACAAGACAAGAGGGUGGUCAAUAGUUGCCCAGGAAUUGUGAAGACAAUGAAAAAUGUGCUGAAGAAAGCUCAAGAAUGUGUUGACAAGCGUGGGAACGUCGAGACUCAGGGUGACAUCAAUACAUUAGAUGAGUUGGCAGCAUUGACUUGUGAUGUUAGCAGUCUGGUGGAUGAUUUUGUUUCAGCUAUUUAUGUCCCUUUGAAUUAUGCAACAUUUGUUAGUAAUGGCACAGUUUUGUCUGACAGUACCAGAAGCAUACUGAAAUUUUUAAGGGACAGCAACUUGACCACAAAUGAAGAUGAAAAAUGGUUGGACAUUUUAAGUCGUGCCUGUGAUCACAAUUUAGAUAAAUUAAAAUCAAAUAGUUCGCCUGCCACAGAUCAGAAUGUUGAUUGAAAUAUUUUUGCAGUAAAUGUAGCCAUGGACUGAGAAUGUAAAUAAAGUAUUCUACCAAACUUU
Messenger RNA from Biomphalaria glabrata, 1126 nucleotides. RefSeq names its product cyclin-D1-binding protein 1 homolog. Gene Ontology annotation, biological process: regulation of cell cycle. Lineage: Eukaryota; Metazoa; Mollusca; Gastropoda; Planorbidae. Bases 41 to 1063 code for a protein of 340 amino acids. The record is from RefSeq and is a predicted model, not a curated record. The transcript has 11 exons. Gene Ontology annotation, cellular component: nucleus.